This is a messenger RNA of Solea senegalensis (Senegalese sole), 3903 nucleotides long. RefSeq names its product anoctamin 7 (gene ano7). Bases 92 to 2728 code for a protein of 878 amino acids. Gene Ontology annotation, biological process: calcium activated phospholipid scrambling; chloride transmembrane transport. NCBI's taxonomy places the organism in Eukaryota, Metazoa, Chordata, Actinopteri, Pleuronectiformes, Soleidae. The transcript has 24 exons. Gene Ontology annotation, molecular function: protein dimerization activity; chloride channel activity. The record is from RefSeq and is a predicted model, not a curated record. Gene Ontology annotation, cellular component: plasma membrane.
CACACGCAGACAGCUGUUGCGCCCCUGAACUCACCUGAGUCCCGUCAUCGUCUACAAGAACAGAGGGACAGUGAGAAAGGUGGGGGGGCAAAUGGAGGACGACGGCAGCUUGCUCAUCGGCAUGGACACCAAGCCGGGGAACAGCUACGGCAGUGUCACCACGAAUGCACCUGCUCAACCUUUAGACAGGAACGUGUUCAGUGACGGGUCGACUCGAAUUGAUUUCGUGCUGGUGUGGGAGGAGCCUCGCAGCUCACAGAAGGAAGGUGCAGGUGUUAACCCUGCCCACCAGAGGUGGAGAGAUGAAUUUCUAAGCAGACUGAGUCGCUCUGGACUGCUGCAGGAACAGAAGAAAGUCUCUCAUGCGAAGAAGAAUAUCUGCUUUGUCCUGCUCAGUGCUCCAUGGAAUGUCCUCUGUUACUACGCUGAGGACAUCAGCCUGAGAGUCCCCCUGCAGGUGGUCAACUCUCCAAACAUUACUGGGUCUGAACAGCUCCUGUUGAAGCUGUCCCUCCCCAACCCCAUGGCCCAGGAUGUACCCAACCCACCAGUUUGUUACUACACCUGUCAGUUUAGGAAUAACAAGCUGGAACGGUUUUUAGGCAGCAAUGACAAAGAGACGUUUUUUAAAACAACUCAAAGACACCAGGUGUUGUAUGAGAUUCUGGCCAGGACUCCGUAUGGUUCUGCGAAGAGGGGACAGGUGGGAAUUGACCGAAUGCUGAAUGAGCAGGUCUUCACUGCCGCCUACCCGCUGCAUGAGGGUGAUUAUAUGCAGCCCACGCCCACAGUGUCCCCUCAGUCUUUGAGUACAAGACAGAUACUGCACACGUACUGGGCCAAGUGGUCCUGCUGGAAAAGCUACCAACCAUUGGACCACAUUAGGGAGUACUUUGGAGAGAAGAUAGCACUUUACUUUGCCUGGCUUGGUUUCUACACUGCUUGGCUGUUGCCAGCGUCUCUCAUUGGGACUGUGAUCUUCCUGAAUGGAUUGUGGCUCAUGGCAACUGAUGUUCCGGUGAAGGAGGUGUGUGAUACUAGAAACAACUUCCUCAUGUGUCCAGCAUGUAACAUCUGCACUUACUGGAACUACUCCAGCAUCUGUGUUACCUACAAGUUGGGCAUCCUGUUUGAUAAUGGAGGGACAGUCUUCUUCAGUGUCUUCAUGUCUCUAUGGGCCGUCACCUUCCUCGAGUAUUGGAAGAGAACCUGUUCAACUCUGUCUCACCGCUGGAACUGCUCCGACUUCGAGGAGAUUGAGGAGCGACCUCGCCCUGAGUUCACAGCCAUGGCGCCAAUGACCAUGAGGAACCCUGUGACUGGAGCAGAGGAACCAUAUUUCCCUGAAAACAAACGGUUCAAAAGGAUUUUGAGUGGCUGUAUUGUCAUCAUAGUCUUGAUCUUUCUUGUGCUAAUGUGCCUCAUCGCCAUCAUCCUGUAUCGUACCAUCGUCAGCAUCCUCAUCCAGAAGUCUAACCUCGGCUUCAUCAGCUCGUCUGCUAAAAGGAUAGCCAGUAUUACUGGGUCAGUGCUAAACCUGUUGGUCAUCCUCAUUUUGUCCAGGCUCUACACCACACUGGCCCAAAUCCUCACUCGCUGGGAGAUGCAUCGCACCCAGAAUAAGUAUGAGGACAUGUUCAUCCUCAAAGUUUUCGUCUUCCAGUUUGUCAACUUCUACUCAUCUCCUAUUUACAUCGCCUUCUUCAAAGGAAGGUUUGUUGGUUUCCCUGGACACUACAACACACUGUUUGGAAUUCGCAAUGAAGAUUGUGGAGCAGGUGGAUGUCUUAUUGAACUGGCUCAGGAGCUGCUCGUCAUCAUGGUGGGAAAACAGCUGAUCAACAACAUCCAGGAGUUCCUUGUCCCGAAGUUUAAGUCUUGGAUGCAGAAGAGGAAGAUGAAUCCACAGCAGCAGAAGGAGAAGAAUAAGGAGGAGGGAAAAGACGAGGGUCAGAAGAAGGAAGACCUUUCUCCCUGGGAGGCAGACUACCAGCUGCUGAUGUGUGAGGGUCUCCUCAGCGAGUACCUGGAAAUGGUUAUUCAGUUUGGCUUCAUCACCAUCUUUGUGGCGGCGUGCCCUCUCGCUCCGCUCUUCUCUCUCAUUAAUAACUGGGUGGAGAUUCGACUGGACGCUCAGAAGUUUGUGACUGAAUACCGUCGCCCUGUGGUGGAGCGAGCGCAGGACAUUGGUAUUUGGCUCCUGAUCCUGCAGUUCAUCACACAGGUGGCCGUCCUAAUCAAUGCUUUCCUUAUUGCGUUCACCUCGUCCUUCCUGCCUCGCCUAUACUAUCGCUACACCAGAGACAGCACCCUGAAAGGGUACAUCAACUUCACGCUGGCCACAUCUCCACAGAACUUCACCCAUCACGACGAGAACACACCCUGCAGGUAUGUGGGUUUCCGGGAUGAUAAUGGUGACUACAUCCAAGAGUACUAUCACCUCCUCGCCAUACGACUUUGUUUUGUCAUAAUCUUCGAGCAUGUAGUCUUCCUCGUUGGCCGCUUGAUCGACAUGAUGGUCCCCGACAUUCCCGAGGAGGUGGAGCUAAGGAUUAAGCGGGAGCACUACAUGGCCAAAGCAGCUUUAGCUGAGAAUCGGUCCAUGGGGAAAAACCUAAUUCCUGAGCAGGAUGACCAGACUACCAGCCUGCGAAGGCGUGCCGCUGAACCCUCAAAGCAAAGCAAAUUCCCACCACCAGUCCUGAAUAGGAUCCCCAAAGGCAACUGACUGAUUGGGAAAGGUGAAGCACAACGAAACUCUGUCCUGAAUGAUUAACAGCAUGAUUUUUGCAAAGAUAUUCAGAUGCUACUAUAUGGUGCAGACUCUGACAGCUGUACUAGAGUUGCAUGAUCUCUGAUAGUCAUGUACAAGACCCCUGCUGGAAAUCUACAAGAACUGUGCUUCAAGAACUCUGCAAGACCCUUCAGAUGUUCAGGGAAGGCUUUGUUAGUUAUUUUAGGUUAGUUAGACCUAAAUUGUCAAGACACUCAUAAGAUCUCUGCAGAUGGAUUUCUAUAAUAUGUCUAGUGGACAGCCACAAGUUUAAUUACAUUGUACAGAAUCUCCACAGGUUCUAAAACCGCACUGCAAGAGGUCAGGUGUUAAGCCCAUCAAGGCUUAAGCCCGUCUUACAGAAGCAUCAAACCUGGAUGUAUGCUGGCAUGACCAGAAUUGUGUGAGACUACUGCCAAAUGUACAUGAAAAACAGUCUCCGUACAAAUCUGCAGGAAUUGUAACAGAACCUUGCAAGAUCUGCAGAGGUAAAAUUGAACCUUUAAAAACGUCCAAGUGGUGUGUAAAAAUGUUUUGUACACACUGUCACUGUCAAAAAUCAAUCUAAAUUGUCUUUCAUUCGAUAGUAGUGACUCAAUAUCAACCUUCCCAUAUCUAUUGAACAUUGUCCUAUUUUGGCGUAUUUUAUCUUUUCUGUACAUACAUAAACGUUUAAUUUAUACUAAAAUUAGGAUUCAUGUUUUGUUGUUGUGACCAUGCUAGUCCACAUUCCAUUUCACUAUUGUCUUCCUGGAGCAUGUGCAGUCAGUGCAUAUGAUCUGCACGGUCCUAAACAUUUUGCCACGUUGUUGUUAAGAAUAAUCCAGUGUAUCAACUGCAAAAGAAUCUUCAACAAGAUUUACUCCACCUAUUUUUCUAUUCAGAAUUAGUAUUAUAUGAGUGGUAGCUGCUGAUAAUAGUUACAAUGUAUUUUUGUUGCCAUCAUUUAUUUCAUAAUACUAUUUUAUUUUCAGUAAUCUAAAAUAAAAUGAUUUUGUAAGUUUAAUUCAAUUUCUAAUACAAUAUGUAGAUGAUAACAGGUAUGAUGUUACUGAAAAUUGCUGUAUGCGCUCCGUGAUCGAUAACUGUUGUUGAAAAUAAUGGAAAAUAAAACUACAUACUCGUGUAAA